Messenger RNA from Clarias gariepinus (North African catfish), 2442 nucleotides. RefSeq names its product alkylglycerol monooxygenase (gene agmo). Gene Ontology annotation, cellular component: endoplasmic reticulum. The coding region runs from base 36 to 1382 and encodes 448 amino acids. The record is from RefSeq and is a predicted model, not a curated record. Lineage: Eukaryota; Metazoa; Chordata; Actinopteri; Siluriformes; Clariidae. Gene Ontology annotation, molecular function: iron ion binding; oxidoreductase activity. Gene Ontology annotation, biological process: lipid biosynthetic process. The transcript has 13 exons.
UGCAGCAGAGCUCACACUCAGACUGAAAAUACAGCAUGGCGCAGGUUGAAGACAUGGAGACCUCCUCCGUCUCCUUCUCCCAGGGAACUCGUAUGCUCUUCUACCUCAUGUCUCCCAAUGAGACGUCGUUUGCGAAAGUAGAGCAGGUUCCACAGUAUGUUCAACAGGCCACCCUAUUCUUUGUUGGAAUGAUCGUGUUGGAGGUAUUGCUGGGUUGGCUAAAGACUGGUGACCUUGUGAUCAAAAUCAAUGAUGGGACCACAUCUUUGUCAGCAGGCAUGAUGUCAAGACUGCCAGACCUCUUCAUGAAAAGUUUGGAGAUUUCUGGUUACAUAUAUAUUUGGAACAACUUCCGCAUAUUGGAGUUACCUUGGGACUCAGCUUGGACUUGGUGGCUGGCGUUCCUAGGUGUGGACUUUGGAUAUUACUGGGUUCACCGAUGCAGCCAUGAGCUCAAUAUCCUGUGGGCUGCUCAUCAAGUUCAUCACAGCUCUGAGUACUACAACCUGACCACAGCUCUCCGGCAGUCUGUAACACAGCAGUUUGCUUCAUGGGUCUUCUACCUCCCCAUGGCAUUAAUAGUUCCGCCGUCGAUCUUUGCUGUCCACAUUCAGUUUAACUUGCUCUACCAGUUUUGGAUCCACACUGAGUUCGUCACGGAUCUCGGUCCUCUGGAGUGGAUCCUGAACACUCCGAGUCAUCACAGAGUUCAUCAUGGGAGAAACCGCUACUGUAUUGAUAAGAAUUAUGGAGGAACUCUUAUUAUUUGGGACCGGAUGCUUGGAACCUUCGCUCCAGAGGCUGAUAAAGUCAUCUAUGGACUCACACACCCCAUUAACACCUUUGACAUUCUGUCUGUUGAGUUUGAAUACUACGUAUACCUGUGGCGACAGUUCCUUAAUGCUGAUGGUUUUACACACAAGCUGUCUGUCAUUUUCAAUGGACCAGGCUGGACACCGGGCAAACCAAGGCUUGGAGAUCCCGAAGAUCUACCCGAGAUCACAGGAGUGGAGGUGCCGCACAAUCCGCAAUGGUCAUUUGCACUUCAAACUUAUGUGCAUGUACAGUUCCUUCUCGUGCUCGUGGUUUACAACGACCUAUUUGCAACAGAACAUAUGCUGUCUCAGACAACUGUCCUCCUUAUGACUGGAUACAUAUUACUCACACUUACCAGCCUUGGGUAUAUAAUAGAGCAAAGUCCCAAUGUUGCUCUAUGGGAGACAUCACGCUGCCUAUUAAUGUUGGCACUGCACAGAUUUGGUUAUAUCAGCUUUAUGGUGCCUCAACUGGAUCUAGCAACAGAGGUUUUGGCUUCUCUUUCUGCAAUCUACUGGGCGCUGCAGUGUUUCAACAAGCUAGCUAAGAAAGAGAAAAGUCACUGAACGUAAGCUAAUUGGAGAAACACAAUAUGUACCUCGUUUCUGCAGCAUCCUGACUUGUCUAAAUUCUUUAAUUAAAAGAUUAACUACCUAACAAAUUACCUAACAAAUCCUACCUAUAGUGGAGUGGUAUUUAUUUGUUUUUGGAGGUUUUGACUGUAUAUUACUCAACGCUUUACAUAUGCAUUAAGGUACAUGAUAUUAUCUACUACUACCACUUUUACUGCUACUACUACAAAUAAUAAAAUAGCAUUUUAAUUUGAAUAAAAUAUUAUCAGUAGAGUUUACAUGUAGAAAAAUAAACAGAAUAUACUGUAGAGCCAAAAGUAUGUGGACGCCUGACCAUAGCACCCAUAUGUAAGCCUUCCUAUUGCCAAACUAUUAUAUAGAAUGCUUUUGCAUGCUGUAGUGAUGUCCCUUCAAUGUAACAAAGUUGUUCAAACCUGUUUCAGCAUAACACUACCCCUGCGCAGAGGUGCAAAAAUGAGGAAUGCAAUAUAUGCGUGCUUGUGAUGCACAGUGAUGUGCCAAAUCAUUUAUGGGAAAAAAAAUAUAUAUGACCCUGUGAUCAACCUGUUACGGCACAGUUGAAAUAGAGAAAGCUCUGAAAAAAACAUUACAGUAUAGUAAAAGAAAGAUAAAAUAAGAAAGAUGUGAGCUUGCAUGUCAAAGUCAUAGUUCCCUUUCAUUUCUUUUUUUCCCCAUGAUUAAUUUAUUAACCUCUGUGCACAGUUUAGUGACACCUUUCGGCUUUAGUUAAAAUUAAACUAAAGGUACAGGUAAAACUCAGGAUGCACCUCUUUUCCUAAAAAUGUGGAGCAUGUGUCAGGUUAUACCAUGUCUCAGUGUAAAUUCACUUACUUUUCACCCCUUUUACCUCUGAUGUCCCCUGAUAUGUGCAUGUUGUUUAACACAUUUGUAUAUUACUGUAUGUACUUGUUAUGUUAGGGUAUCUAUAUAUCUUAAGGUUUAUCAAACCAUGACGCCAUGCUGAAAUAACAUUAUUAGGAAAAAAAGUUACAUAUUUCAUAAAUAGUCUAUAAAUCUCAAUUUGCAACUUAAA